Selaginella moellendorffii is the source of this 6233-nucleotide messenger RNA. Its product is annotated as transcription initiation factor TFIID subunit 1. Gene Ontology annotation, cellular component: transcription factor TFIID complex. The transcript is spliced from 19 exons. Gene Ontology annotation, molecular function: TBP-class protein binding; RNA polymerase II general transcription initiation factor activity; RNA polymerase II general transcription initiation factor binding. The coding region runs from base 166 to 5970 and encodes 1934 amino acids. NCBI's taxonomy places the organism in Eukaryota, Viridiplantae, Streptophyta, Lycopodiopsida, Selaginellales, Selaginellaceae. The record is from RefSeq and is a predicted model, not a curated record. Gene Ontology annotation, biological process: RNA polymerase II preinitiation complex assembly; transcription by RNA polymerase II.
AGCCCUUGAAAAAUUUUUUCUCGAUUUUUUUCUUUGCUCGUCUCUCUUUUCUCUCUCUCCCUCGUCCACCGCAUAGAACAGAGAAAAAAAAGAAGCACAAGGAAAUAGAGAAGAAGCAAGCAUCCGAUUAGCAGCGCCGCGCGAGGCGCCCAUCGAAUAACCCUAAUGAUGCAGCAGCAGCAGCAGCCCUAUAUCCACAGCUCCGAGCGCUAUGGAGGGUAUGGCGGCGCGGCCAGGGCGGCGCGUGGCGGCGGCGGUAGCUUAGGCGGCGACGGCGACGAGGAUGGGGAGGAAGAAGAAGAGGAAGAGGAGGAAGAGGAAGAGGAGGAGAGCUCGGGCAGGAUGCUAGGGUUUAUGUUUGGGAACGUCGAUGACACUGGAGACCUUGAUGUGGAGUACCUGGAUCAGGAAGCGAAGGAGCACCUCUUUGCAUUAGCUGAUCAACUAGGUCCUUCACUGGUUGACCUGGAGCUAUCUUCCAAGGCUAGGCAAUUCACCGCUUCCGCGGCCUUGAAGGAACAAGAUGACUAUGACAGGAAGGCCGAGGAUGCCGUCGACUACGAAGAUAUUGACGAAGCUUGUGAAGAUGAUGGCCAAAUGCUGCCCGAGGAUAAACAGUAUUAUGCUCAAGCUGCUCUAGCUGUUCCUUCGAAGCAAGUUGAGGAGGAUGACUAUGAUGAAGAGCUUCCGGAUGAUACUGUGCCCGCUGCUCCAGACCUUCCUAAGCCGACUGAAGAACCGCUUGUGUCUAUUGCAAGUGACGAAACACCUUUACCGACUCCAGAACUUCUUUCGUCGAGUUCAAUACUGCCGUCUCCAAGUUCGGCGUCUCCUUUGUCUACUGCGCUACUUCCUGUUACGAGUCCGGAAGACCUUCCUUUAUCGAGAACACAGAUUGAAGUUGAGGGUUCUCCCGACGAGAUGCUCGAUGAAUCGGAGGAUGACAUCGACUCAGAAGAAGAGCUUUAUGAGGACUUAUCCGCAGAUGAUGAAAGUGAGCAGUUUGAAUUGCCAAUUAUUUUUCAAGAACACGGCAAGCAAAUUCUACAGUUUUCUGAGAUUUUUGGUGCGAAGCAGCCUUUUUGGAUGCUUGGUAACAAAAAACUACGGACAAAAAGGUCACACUUCAAAGGAAGACCCGGAAGAUUCGAUUCAAUGAUUGAUGAUGAUGAGGCUCAAGUCUUGAAAGUGCUACCUGAAAAUCACGAUAUCACGCAGCUGUAUUACCAGGAGAUUGAUGCUAGAGAAGGCCAGGAGCUGGCAGAUGAGCUCAACGAGGUAGGGCCGAAAUUCCUUAGCUGCCAACCUUUGGACAAGAAGCUUCCUGCGCUGGCCGACAUCGAAAAAGAUUUUUCAGUGAACUUCGAUCCUAUUCAUCAACUUGACUGGGAGACCGAAAUCGUGUGGGAUGCGGAGCGGAAACCGUCUCAAGACGAGGACUUCGAAAUUGCGGAGCCGGCAGAGGGAGACAGGCUUCACCUUCAAGCAUCAGUGAGCGGGAAGGACGCUUUUGACAAGCUAAUUAUUCUGGAACCUUUAUGUCGGGAUGGUAGACGGGCGUCAAAAACUGCUAGCAAACAUCCUCAAAUGCUCAGGUUGGAAGCUUGGCGACAUCAGCCGGGGAAUGAACUUUCGAGAAAGCUGGACAGGCUAAACUUCGAGGUGGAGCUCAAAAACCCGGACUUAGCGGCAGGAACGUGGCUGAGUAACGUUUGCUGGGAUGAGGAAGAUGCGAAGCAAAGAUCUAGCAAAUACAGGGCAAUUUUCGAUCUCAUGGACAGUCAUAUGGUCUUUGAGGUUUCCGACGUACGGGAAACGAAGAGCAUUCGGGACCAUGCAGCUGCUAUGUUGAUAAGCCCACGGACUUCGAAAGGAAAACAAUCAGAGACGGCGGACGUCAUGCUUCCUUCCCGCUUCAAUAUUUCGAACGAUAAGUAUUAUGUCGUAAAGAAGACGCCUCAGCAACAAAAGCUACAGGCGAAGAAGCGGGCUAUCGUUGGCGGAGUUAAGGUUGCGCAUUCUGUUCCUGCGUUGAGGUUGCAAACAAUGAAGCCUAAGCUGACGAAUAAGGACCUGGCGAAUUUUCAUCGUCCAAAGGCUACCUGGUUCCCUCACCACAAUGAGGUGGCGGCCAAGGAACAAGGCGAACUUGCGGCGAGAGGGCCAAUGAAAGUGAUAUUGAAAACACUAGGCGGCAAGGGCAGCAGGCUUCACAUUGAUGCAUCUGAUACUCUAGAAACAUUCAAAAUGAAGGCUUCGAAAAAGUUUGGAGAUUUGAAGCCGUCGGAAAAUACGAAGCUUAUGUAUUCUGGACGGGAGCUGGAAUCGAACAAGUCCUUCGCAGAGCAACGAGUUCCCCCGAAUUCUGUUUUACAUCUAGUUCGGACUAAAGUUCAUCCAUGGCCGAAGGCUCAACGGCUUCCAGGUGAAAACAAGCCUACUCGACCACCCGGGGCGUUCAAAAAGAAAUCAGAAUUAUCUGUCAAAGAUGGACACGUUGCUCUGAUGGAGUAUUGCGAAGAACGUCCCCUUUUACUGAGCAAUGUUGGGAUGGGUGCAGUUUUGUCAACUUAUUAUAGGAAGAUGUCUCCGACGGAUAGUACAGCCGCAACAUUAAAAGAGGAAAGAGGUUCCUGGAUUGGUGCAGUUCUUCCACUUGAACCGGCUGAAGAUUCACCAUUUUUGGGAAACAUUCGCCUUGGAGAAACUCAGUCCUGUCUAGAAACGAAUAUGUACCGCGCUCCUGUUUUCCAACACCGCGUUUCAUCGACAGAUUUUCUUCUAGUUCGUUCUUCAAAGGGGAAGCUUUCCUUGAGGCGUAUUGAUGGCCUUCACGUUGUUGGCCAGCAGGAACCUCAUAUUGAGGUCAUUGCUCCUUCGUCAAAAACAGUUUUACACUACCUUGGUAAUCGGCUCCUAGUGCAUGUGUACCGGGAAUUUCGUGCAAAAGAUAAGCCUGGGAUGUCACCACAAAUUGGGGCCGAUGAAUUGAUGGCUCACUUUCCAUCGCUUACGGAUGGUUUCAUUCGGAAACGUUUGAAACAUUGUGCCGACUUGCAGAGAGGACCACACGGAGAUAUGAGAUGGGUUAUGCGACAAGGUUAUCGCAUCCCAUCCGAAGAGGAGCUACGACGAAUGGUGACGCCUGAAAAUGUAUGCUCUUAUGAAAGUAUGCAAGCAGGGCAACAUCAUCUUAAGAGAAUGGGUGUUAAUAAGCUGACGCAUCAAAAUGGUCUUGCUGCAGCAAUAUGCCAGAUACCAGAUGUGCCUGUAACACUUGCCACUGCUGCCCACAUAGAGCGGGAACUCCUAAUCACUCCGUGGAACUUGACGGCGAACUUUGUAGCUGCUAUGAUGCAGGGUCGUAAUGGCAUUGAGAGACUUGAGAUUAUAGGUCCGGGUGAUCCGACUGGUCGAGGCCUUGGCUUUAGCUACAUACGAGUGGCUUUACGACCGCCUAACACUGGUGCAAUGGUCGAGAAGAAGGCAGCUGCUGCACGAGGUGGUGGUGCUGUUACGGGCACUGAUGCGGAUUUGCGUCGGUUAAGCAUGGAAGCUGCUCGAGAGGUCCUUCUGAAAUUUGGCGUACCGCAAGAGGAAAUAGAUAAGUUAACUCGAUGGGAUCGAAUUGCAAUGGUCAGAACACUCUCUAGUGAGCAUGCUGCUGCGGGAGAAGCAACAGGAGCUGCAGCGUUAAACAAAUUUGCUCGUGGUAAUCGUCUUCCGUUCGUCCAGUUACAACAACAAGUUCGAGAAAGGUGUCAAGAGAUAUGGGAUCGCCAAGUUCAGAGCCUUCUUGCUAUUGAUGGUGACGAGUCCGAAAGUGAAGGGGAAGGGAAUGGGGACUUGGACUCCUUCGCAGGCGACCUAGAAAAUCUUUUGGAGGCGGAAGAGGAAGAUGACAAAAAUGUUGCAGCGAAGAAAGACAAGAGGGAAGGACUUAGAGGUCUUGGUGCUCGUCGACGUGCGUUACAGGCUCAGUUAGAAGAGGACAUGGAGGACGAAGCUGCGGAAGCUGCUGAGCUGCACCGAAUGCUGAUGGAAGACGAUGAAGCUGAGGAAGACGAGAAGCGAAAGAAAGCAGCGAUUGCGAAUGCAAGUUCAAAUGGAAACGCACCAGUUGCGACUCCGGCGCCUCCUCCUAUACAAGCCCUUCCUACACCUGCAGCUACAGGACCCAAGAAGAAAAGGAAAAUCCUCAAGCGGAUCAUCAAGAUAAAAAACCCGGAUGGAACGAUUACGAGGAGGGAGGAGAUUAUCAAAGACCCCAUAGAGAUAGCUAAGCAUCUCGCAAAGAAGAAUGCUGCAAACGGUCAAGCGAAGGUUAGCAAGGUUACAUUUGAGAAAACAAAACCAACUAUUAAGAACGUGAAAAAGACGACAGUGGCCAACGUAAUAAUCUUUUUUUCGAUUGAGAAGAUCAAUAAUUGGGUUUCAUUGCAGAAAAAUUUGGGCACUUCGAAAAGCCGAGACGCCAAAGAAGGCUUGCAAGUCGUUUGUGGAGGUUGUGGCCAGCUGGGACAUAUGCGUACGAACAAGAAGAAGUGCCCGCUUUAUUUGGAUGAGGCAGGUGGCGCGAGGCCUGAGGCUGAAUCUGCGCCGGAUCGUCCAGUUCAGAGAGUAACUAUAAAGAAGAAGAAGAUUGAAGACCUUGACAACAAGCCCGUUGGUGAGACUCCCAAGCUUCGCGUCAAGUUCAAAAAUCCGAACGUAGAGCCGGGGCUCCAAAGUGCAAAGAGUAGCUCCAACAGUUUAAUUCGACCAGCGGAACAGAAAGCCGCCUCAGAACCAGUUGUUAACGGCCACAAGCCCACGGUCGUGAAGAUAAAGAUCAAGAAGCUUGACCCCGCGGCGGAGCCAGUAUUACAGCAACAGCCUGAGGCGGAAAAGGUGAUGGAGCAACCAGCCCAGCAGGAGGAGAUGGACGUGAACGAAAGAGCAGCAGAUCCACAAGUCAAGUCCGAGGUGGACAGGGCGCCUGAGCAGGAGGUGCGACAACAUGCCACAACAGAGCAACAGAUGGAGGUGGAUAGGAAGAGACAGGCGGAGAAGGUCCGGGACGCAGAUAGGAAAAAGAAGAAGCAUAAGAUUAAGGAACACAAGAAGGAGAGACAAAAAGACAAGUCCGAGGACUUGGAAAGGAAGAUGGAGGAGAGGCGGUUGCAGGAGGAGAAGGCGAGGAUACUCCGGGAAAUGGAGGAGGCGAGGCUGCGUGAGGCGGAGGAGAGGAGGCUCCAGGAGGAGAGGGCCCGGAUUCUUCGAGAAAUGCAGGAAGCUCAGGAGCGGCAGCUGCAGGAGGAGAGGGCCAGGAUCAUGAAGGAUACGGAGAAGCAGCGUCAGUUCCAGGAGCAGCAGCAAAAGAAGGUCCGGGUGAUGCAACCCCCGCAGGAGACGAGGAACACCAUUGUCAUUAAGAACCCCGGCAGGAAGAAUGUCAAGAGACGAGAGAUGUCCGGACAAUUCGACUAUCAAGAUCGGACUCCGAAGAGGCAACGCAAGCGAGGCGGAGGAGAGGUUGAGCUGGCCAAUAUCCUGGAGGAGAUUGUGCAGGGGCUCAAGGAGAAGGAGUUUUCGAGAUUAUUCCGGAAGCCUGUGACGAAGAAGGAUGCACCCGACUACCAUUUGGUGAUAUCGACACCCAUGGAUCUCUCGACGAUGAGAGACCGGGCCCGGAACCUUUUUUACAAGUGCCGGGAGGAUUUUCUUGCGGACAUGCACCAGAUAGUGGACAACGCUCACACAUACAACGAGAAGCGGAACCCGGGGAUACCCCCUCUGGCGGACCAGCUCUUGGAGAAGUGUGAGGAUCUGCUAGAACUUAGGCACUCGGAGCUGAGCGAGGCGGAGGAAAGGAUGGGAGAGGAGGACGGCGGCGGCGGUGGUGGCGGAGGACAGGUCCAGGUGAUCGGCGGCGGUGGCGGUGGUGGUGGUGGUGGUGGCGGCCGGAAGCGGAGCUUAAGAAGUCUGUGAAGCUUCUGGAUGGAUCACAACCUCCAUCUCUAUUCUUUUUUUCUUCUCUUCUUUAUAUCAUCCUGACGACCUGUUUGUUUUUUGCCGCUGCCUGUAGGUUGUACAAAUUAACCAUUCUUUUUGUGCAUAUUGUGCCAUACUUUUCAGGAAAGAGAAGCUAGCCAAAGUGUCUGAUUUUCGUUAGAAAGGUUGGAUAUAUAUCUCAGCAUGCAAUAUAUUCUGGCAUAUUCGGAUCUUAUGAAAUAACAUUUCAAAUAUACUUA